Molecule: messenger RNA, 2197 nt
Organism: Cladophialophora immunda
Lineage: Eukaryota; Fungi; Ascomycota; Eurotiomycetes; Chaetothyriales; Herpotrichiellaceae
Exons: 2
Coding region: 338-1927 (529 amino acids)
Biological process (GO): proteolysis
Molecular function (GO): aspartic-type endopeptidase activity
Source: RefSeq, a predicted model, not a curated record
UCAACUUCUCGGAAGAACUUCAGUGACAUGCUCUUCAGGAUUCUGCUUCUCUCGUUCUUGCAUUGCCAUUCACUACCCAAGUGUUAUCGCUGUGCCUUUAUCUCGGAGCUGUAUUGUGGGAUCUCUUGAUUGAGAAUCCUUCGAGCUCUGCCUUUGGCUACUACUGUAUUGCCUAUCGCACUCUUUCAUUCCUCGAUUGAACUUGGGCAGGAUACCAAAUCGAGACUAUCGACUUAUUGCAAUCACUUAAUCUGGACAGGCUCCUUUGGCUUGAAACCAACAGCUUCCGACAUACGCAAAUGGAGUGAUUUUGUAUUUUCAAGAACGCCGCUAAACCAUGCAUCGUCGUUGGUUAUCCUUGCCCUUGCUAUCCAGCUGCGUUUCAGCAUUCUAUCCCUACCAUGCUGGCGAUGGAGGAAAUGAGAACAGCAAAAGGUUUAUUGCUCUGGGCCUGGAGCCUCCGCACGACGAUGACUCGGGUGUGGUAACCAUGGACAUCAAGAAAGCAAUGGUGAAAAGAAAUAAUGUGUUCCCGGUCACCAACUCGUCGGCUCCUAACGUCCCCAACGCCAUGGCAAUCAACGAAGACGGCGCCGACUACACCUACUUCUCCACCGUGAAAUUUGGGUCCAAGGGUCAAGAGAUGUAUAUGUUGAUCGAUAGCGGCUCGGCUAAUACCUGGGUUAUGGGCUCAAAUUGCAAAUCCAAUGCCUGUCAAAUACACAAUACGUACGGCAGUGAGGAUUCGAGCACGCUCCAGACAACCACUCAAACUUGGAGUAUGACUUAUGGCACUGGAGAAGUGGAGGGGGUGGUGGUCAAAGACACGGUGCAGUUGGCCAACUACACUGUUGAGCUGGGUUUCGGCCUCGCCUCCUCAGCGUCAGAUGAUUUCAACAAUUAUCCCAUGGACGGCAUCUUGGGACUUGGACGACCCGCCUCGGACGCGCUGGGCUCGCCGACGAUCAUGCAGGUGUUAAACGACAAGGGGCAUUUGUCGUCCAAUGUGCUGGGCAUCCACCUACAGCGAAGCUCGGACGGGACGAAUGAUGGACAGAUCACCUUUGGUGGGAUUGACUCGUCCAAAUUCAACGGCAAACUGUCGUAUUCCAAAACAAUCAACAGCGACAGCUGGCAGAUCGCCGCGGGCGAUGCGGGCGUCGAUGGCAAGUCAGUGGGCUUCCAAUCCAAAACCGCCAUGAUCGACACUGGGACAUCAUACAUCUUGCUGCCUCCCGCGGACGCCGAUGCUCUGCAUCAGCUGAUUCCUGGCAGUUCUGCCAACGGCGAAACCUACACGAUACCUUGUUCCUCUUCGGCCAAUGUCUAUUUCACGAUAUCCGGUCUGAAGUACUCAGUGUCUCCCAAGGACUAUGUCGGCAAGCAAAGCGGCAGCAGUGGAAGUUGCCAGAGUAAUAUAAUCGGCCAUCAGGCGUUUGGGCCGAAUGACUGGAUCUUGGGUGAUGUGUUUCUCAAAAAUGUCUACACGGUCUUGGACUUUGACAAUGCGAGAAUCGGCUUUGGCUCGAAAUCAGGAGCGGUUCCUGCCAGUGACAACACUGCGACCACCUCCGGCUCGACGCCGUCCGCAACAAGCAGCGCUCACUCGUCGGGUCCGUCAGCAUCGACCACGACACCUGCAGCGACCUCUGGCGCCGCCACUUCUUCGAAACCCCAAACGACCAUCUCGACCUCGGUGACGUCAAAAUCAAACUCUGCCUCAUCUACGAGCGGUGCCAAUGGGCCAGCGACUUCGUCUACAGGAGCAGGCGACAGCAGCCCCUUUGGAGAAUCAAGCGACUCGGGAUCUUCCUCCUCUUCAUCUUCAUCAUCGUCCUCCUCCGCUGCCGCCGCCGCCACGGACAGGAGGUUCAGCCUUUUAAUGCCGUUGAUGGCCUUAGCAUUCAUGGUGGGAUUCAUUUUAUAAUCAAGAUUCCCCCCUUUUUAUUGUUUGGUUCAUGUCACCCCUCCAGGUUUGACGAGAGGGAGGAACAGAACCAGGAAAACGAAAGCAGCGACCCUUUUUGUUUGCAUGCAUAGCAGAUUCCAGCAUCCACAGAGAAAUGUGUGGAUAGAGAGAGCACAUUGUACAGCCAUUUUUAGUCUAUUGUUUAGUUUCUAGAGCUCGAAGCGAAAAGAUAGGCCUCCAGUCCUACUGUAGAGAAAAAAAAAUCCCAAUUGUGGUUUUUGCCUCAAA